This is a messenger RNA of Nothoprocta perdicaria, 691 nucleotides long. RefSeq names its product small nuclear ribonucleoprotein D2 polypeptide (gene SNRPD2). The record is from RefSeq and is a predicted model, not a curated record. Bases 26 to 352 code for a protein of 108 amino acids. Gene Ontology annotation, molecular function: RNA binding. Gene Ontology annotation, biological process: spliceosomal snRNP assembly; RNA splicing. The transcript is spliced from 2 exons. NCBI's taxonomy places the organism in Eukaryota, Metazoa, Chordata, Aves, Tinamiformes, Tinamidae. Gene Ontology annotation, cellular component: precatalytic spliceosome; catalytic step 2 spliceosome; U4/U6 x U5 tri-snRNP complex.
GCUGCUGAACAAGCCCAAGAGCGAGAUGACGCCCGAGGAGCUGCAGAAGCGCGAGGAGGAGGAGUUCAACACGGGGCCGCUGUCGGUGCUCACGCAGUCGGUGAAGAACAACACGCAGGUGCUGGUCAACUGCCGCAACAACAAGAAGCUGCUGGGCCGCGUCAAGGCCUUCGACAGGCACUGCAACAUGGUGCUGGAGAACGUCAAGGAGAUGUGGACGGAGGUGCCCAAGAGCGGCAAGGGCCGCAAGAAGGCCAAGCCGGUCAACAAGGACCGCUACAUCUCCAAGCUCUUCCUGCGCGGCGACUCCGUCAUCGUGGUGCUGCGCAACCCGCUKCUGGCCGGCAAGUAGGGACACCAGGGACACCCCGGGAGGCCGCCUGGAUCCGGCGAAAGCUCCUGGAGRUCCAGCAAAAGCCACCUGGAUCCAUCAAAAGGUCCUUGAGAUCCAUCAGAAGCUGCUGGAGAUCCAUCAAAACGCACCUGGAUCCAUCAAAACCCACCCAAGAUCCAUCAAAACCCACCUGGAUCCAGCAGAACCUCCUUGAGAUCCAUCAAAACCCACCAGGAUCCACCAAAACCCACCCAAGAUCCAUCAAAACCCACCUGGAUCCAGCAGAACCUCCUUGAGAUCCAUCAGAACCCACCAGGAUCCAUCAAAAGCCACCCAAGAUCCAGCAAAACCCACCUG